AUGGUGUUUAAAACGAUCAAUCUGAAAACAAUAUUUGCCCCUGCAAGUAUUGGAGCGCUUGUUGGUUUUGCAAUCGGAGUCAUCCCUCAGAUUCGAAAAUUACUGAUAGGAGAUGGUGCUCCUCUACGGGUGAUUCAAGAUACUGCAUAUUUGUUGGGAGACGGAGCCAUCCCAGCUCUCACUUUGAUAAUAGGAGGAAACCUACUUCAAGGUUUGAGAGGGUCAGGGAUUCAGAAAUCUCUUGUCGUUGGCAUCAUAGUUGUUCGAUAUGUUGCCCUGCCUCUUAUAGGCGUCUUGGUUGUAAAAGGGGCACUGAAAUUUGGGUUGGUGCACUCUGAUCCAUUAUAUCUGUUUGUUCUUCUGCUUCAGUUUUCACUCCCACCUGCGAUGAACAUAGGAAUAAUGACGCAGUUAUUUGGAGCAGGAGAGAAUGAAUGUUCCGUUAUCAUGCUGUGGACUUAUGCUUUCGCUUCACUGUCACUUACAUUCUGGUCCGCCGCCUUCAUGUGGCUUGUGGCGCGACUGUGAAUCAAAAUUUACAUGAAUUCUGUCUAAUACAAGUGUAGGUAGUUUGUCAGAAGAAAUAUUACGAAGCUCCAACCCGAGUCCGCCGGGAAUUAGGAAGCUCUCAGUUCAGUUCCUUCCCGUCAUCGGAUUGAACAUGCAGAGCCAGCGUUCGACUCCACAGGCUACCCAGAUGACGCAUCUAGUGGUUUGUGGCUACGAUUUGGUCAGAGAAGUAAAAAUGGUGGUGACUGGUUCUCGGUGGUUUAGAGAGAAGGGCAGAGGAGUGUAAACGUAAGUAAAUCUAUGAAAUUGUAUACAGAAGGUUUAGAGAGAGAAUAGCUCAGAGAAGAGAGAGAGAGAGAGAGAGAGAGAGAGAAUGAAAGUUCUUGAUAUAUUUCUUGAUCACUAAGUAAUACAGAUGUUGAGAUAUU
This is a messenger RNA of Malus domestica (apple), 938 nucleotides long. Its product is annotated as protein PIN-LIKES 1-like. Lineage: Eukaryota; Viridiplantae; Streptophyta; Magnoliopsida; Rosales; Rosaceae. Gene Ontology annotation, cellular component: membrane. The record is from RefSeq and is a predicted model, not a curated record. Gene Ontology annotation, biological process: endoplasmic reticulum to cytosol auxin transport.